GGCUGUUUGUGUUGGGGGUGGAGGGUGUUCGGAAAGUGAGCGGCGCCGGGACAGGGAGUGAGAGAGACAAGCAGGAGGAGUGAGGGCUGAGCGGACAGUGAACCGUGGACUGUUUACCUCGCUCGGAUCCAAUGGAAAGUUAAUCUUUAACCGAGAGAGAGAGAGCAAGGGGGAGGCGGUGGGUGAAAUAUUUCCAAGGUGGCGACAGACAAGGUUGCAGAGAAGUUGAGUUCUACUCUCUCAUGGGUGAAGAGCACAGUGUCUCACACUGUCAGUCAAAUGGCUAGUCAGGUGGCAAGCCCAUCUGCUUCACUGCAUACUACAUCUUCAUCGACGACACUCUCCACACCAGCACUUUCACCCGGAUCACCAACCACUCUCAGUCCUGAUGAUUUGGAGCUUCUUGCUAAGCUAGAAGAACAGAACAGGCUGUUGGAGACUGAUAGUAAAUCUUUGAAAUCUGUAAAUGGAUCUCGUCGAAAUAGUGGAUCUUCCCUGGUAUCCAGUUCUUCUGCUUCAAGUAACCUCAGCCACCUGGAAGAAGAUACCUGGAUCCUCUGGGGAAGAAUUGUGAAUGAGUGGGAUGAUGUACGGAAAAAGAAAGAGAAGCAGAUGAGGGAACUUGUCCGAAAAGGGAUUCCUCAUCAUUUCCGAGCUAUUGUGUGGCAACUCCUAUGCAGUGCUCAAAAUAUGCCAAUCAAAGAUCAGUAUUCAGAGCUAUUGAAGAUGACCUCACCAUGUGAAAAACUUAUAAGAAGAGAUAUUGCUAGAACAUAUCCAGAACAUGAUUUUUUCAAAGAAAAAGAUAGCCUGGGACAAGAGGUUCUAUUUAAUGUUAUGAAGGCCUAUUCACUUGUAGAUCGUGAAGUUGGUUAUUGCCAAGGGAGUGCUUUUAUAGUUGGACUACUACUUAUGCAGAUGCCAGAGGAGGAAGCAUUUUGUGUUUUUGUCAAGUUAAUGCAAGACUACCGACUCAGAGAACUUUUCAAACCUAGUAUGGCUGAGCUAGGCCUUUGUAUGUAUCAAUUUGAGUGGAUGAUACAGGAACAGCUACCAGAACUUUAUGUGCACUUUCAAUCGCAGAGUUUCCACACAUCCAUGUACUCUUCUUCCUGGUUCCUUACUAUCUUUCUGACUACAUUUCCACUACCAGUUGCUACAAGAUUAUUUGACAUUUUCAUGUCAGAGGGUCUAGAAAUUGUUUUUCGUGUUGGGAUAGCUAUACUACAGGCCAAUCAGGCAGAACUGAUGCAGCUUGAUAUGGAGGGAAUGUUACAGCAUUUUCAAAAAGUCAUUCCACAUCAGUUUGACAGUGGCCCUGACAAGUUGAUCCAAGCGGCUUAUCAAAUUAAAUACAAUGCAAAGAAGAUGAAGAAGUUAGAAAAGGAAUACACUACAAUAAAAAAUAAGGAGAUGGAAGAGCAAGUAGAAAUUAAGAGGUUACGCACAGAAAAUCGACUGCUGAAACAGCGCAUUGAAACUUUGGAGAAGGAAAGUGCUUCUUUGGCAGAUAGAUUGAUCCAGGGACAAGUGACAAGGGCACAAGAGGCAGAGGAAAACUACCUCAUUAAACGGGAGCUGGCCACCUUUAAACAGCAAAGUGAUGAGGCUAGUGCUAAGCUGGAGAAAGCUCAGGAUGCCAUCAGGGAGCUCCAAGAGCAACGGCAUAAAUGCAACCCACGCUACAGUGAGGAUUUUGUUCUACAAUUGGAGACUGAGCUAGUGCAGGCAAGGUUAAGAGAAGCAGAAUCGCAAUGUGCCCUCAAAGAGAUGCAAGACAAAAUCUUGGACAUAGAAAAGAGAAACAGUUCCUUGCCUGAUGAGAACAAUGUGGCCAGGUUGCAAGAGGAGCUUAUAGGGGCAAAGUUGAGAGAAGCAGAAGCACUAAUGGGCCUGAAAGAACUUCGGCAGCAAGUUAAAGAUUUGGACGAUCACUGGCAGCGUCAUCUGGCUAGAACUACCGGCAGAUGGAAAGACUCGCCACGGAGGAAUGCUGUAAGUGAGCUCCAGGAUGAACUGAUGACGGUGCGCCUCAGAGGAGCUGAAACGCAGGCUGAGCUGAAAGAAAUAAAGCAACGGAUGUUGGAACUUGAAACACAGAACCAAAUCAGCAGCAACCAACUAUGUCGAGCAGAGAAGGAGUGCAAUGGCCUAUGCGAGAAGGUGCAAUAUCUCACAGCCCAGAAUAAGGGACUACUCACUCAGUUAAAUGAAUCUAAACGAAAAAUAGCUGAGAUGGACUGCAAGAAUAAAGAAGAUGUGAUGGCACUGAGGCUUCGAGAAGCAGAUAGCAUAGCAGCCGUGGUUGAACUACAACAGAAAAUUGCUGAUCUAGAGAUACAGAAUUUCCAAGAUUCUAGAAUGGUCCACGUGGAUUGGAACGUAGCAAAUGAAACCCCUCUAUUCAAGAGAGGAAGAAAUGAGAAAACCAGAAGCUGUAGGCCAAUUAGCCUGACAUCACUAAAAGAAGAGGGUAAAGUUAAAGGCCAACUUAACAACUCAGACUCCACCCAAUAUAUUCGAGAACUAAAGGAUCAGAUAGAGGAGCUGAAAAAUGAGGUCAUGUGCCUAAAAGGACAGAGGGGCUUCUCAGGCCCACACACUUUUGAUAGGAUCCAUAUUGUGAACCAUAUAGCAGACGAUGAUUCAUUCCACUCCUCUGAUGAAGAUCUAAUUACAGAUUCCAUGAGGGUUCGUGAUCUCCGGGGGGUUCCUCACCAUUUUCACCACCUCAGCAGAAACGCACAAAUGGAAACUAAUGAUAAGGACAGUGAGGACAGUACAGACAGUGAUAAUGAGGAUGAAACAAUACAUCCUGGUCACUAUAGCCAGAUUAGUAACCAGAAUGUCUGCACAGUGAGUCAGAAACAGGCAGAAUCUUUCUCCACCACCGUGUGACCACCACUGUGAACAACAUGAGGCUUUCUGGUUCAUAUCAAAGACCAGGUAGGCUCCGAUCAUUCAGACUUGAAUGCAGCUUUCAGUCUGGCCUGCUGAUUAACAUAAAGGGACUGAAGUGAGGAAUUACAUGGAUGUCUGCCAUUGAAAUGGUGGAGAUGAUGUACUGAAUUUCGUAAUGGAUUUGUUUUGAUGGGGGGGGGUGGGGGGGGUGGUCAUUUUACCCGUUCUUUUGUCUGCCUUAACCUUUGCCAAACUUUUUCAAUAUAAUUGUUGUUGCCACAUGCAAGUAUGGGAGAGAGCGUGUGAAAUGGACAGGAGAUAAGAUGUUGACAGUAUUAUAUGCAGUAUCUCCUUUUUUAAAACUUGAAAUGCACACUUUCUAAUUUAUUUAGAAUGGGAGAUUUUGUUUUCCUUUGCUUGAUACUUCAGUCAAUGGAAUUGUGAGCCCUUGGGACAUUGGUUGCUUUAUGAAAAAGAUGCAUCAUCUUGUGCAAUAUUAUUUGUAUUUUAUGCUAAUGAGAACAAAUUUUACUUGUUUAUGACAUAAAUGUACCAUAAUGGUCAUAACAGAGGAUUAAUUAAAUGAGUUGGUGCCUUCAAGGCACACUUUGGUCAGUAAUUUGUUAGUUGACGGUCUUAAUUGGGCAUCACAGUACAAAGAAUAUGUGCAAUUGGAACAUGUUUUUAUAAAAAAGCAGCUCACAGGUUUGCUUAGGAUCCCAGCACAAAAAUCUGUAUCUUCAAGAAAAUACUUUGUUAAGAUUUAAAAAAAUCAAAUACUAAGAUUGCUGUUUAUAGGCCUUUACAUGAUUUUACCCUUUUAUUUCUGUUUUCAUUCGAGGUGUUUGAUAACAAAUAGUGAUGUACCUGUGAUAUGUGUUACAGCAAUAUCUAAUUUUGUGUUACUUUGUUAUGACAGAGAAAUGUAGUUAAGCUUUAAUAUAAAUACCUUUUAAUGUUAACUGGGAAUGCAUUGUGUUGCAUUUCUAUCAUUGUAUCAACCGGCCACUUAAAAAAAUUGGGGAUUUCAACAUAGUCAUGUACUGGUUACCCUAGUUCAUACCGCUCAAGAAAAUACAAAAACACUAUCAAGAAACUCUGUUAUGCAGAGGUAAAGAAACGUCCUCCGAAAAUAUCCUUGGUAAAUGUAAGUUAGCUCUGCUUGGCAGUUGUUAACACUAGCUUUUUCACUUCACUAAUGAGAAUGCUUGUAUAAACACUAUCAGUGUUUCUCUUUUAACUUCAAAUUACAUGAUGAUCACAAUAAAUAAACUUUUCAUGAUUUUAAA
Messenger RNA from Carcharodon carcharias (great white shark), 4190 nucleotides. It is a transcript of the gene evi5a, whose product is annotated as ecotropic viral integration site 5a. Lineage: Eukaryota; Metazoa; Chordata; Chondrichthyes; Lamniformes; Lamnidae. The transcript is spliced from 21 exons. The record is from RefSeq and is a predicted model, not a curated record. Bases 280 to 2898 code for a protein of 872 amino acids.